UAAGAGGGAAAUGGUAGUGCCGAAUUGCCAAACCCAAACCCGGAUUAAGGUGCAUAAUUUGGCGUUGGCAUCUCUGCCCAGUUACCAACCAUGCAGGAGGAAGCGAGGUUUACUUUACCAAUCUAGGCUAGGCCAACCCUUGUCGUAAAACGUUGAUCUUUCAUCUGGGUUUGGGUCAUUCUCGUUGAAAUCAAUCUGAUGGAGGACGAUAAAUACACCACAGAACUGAAUGUGGCUGUGCGAGCGGUGCACAUGGCUUGCUUACUCUGUCAAAAAGUACAAAAGGGAUUGCUUUCCUCAACCUUUGUCGAUCAAUUUAAGUCUAAGGACGAUAGCUCCCCGGUCACUGUUGCUGAUUGGAGUGUGCAAGCAACAAUAAGCUGGAUUUUAUCAGAAACAUUUGGUUGUGAUAACGUCUCCAUUGUCGCCGAAGAAGAUGUUCAAACUCUUUCAAAGCCUGAAUCGGCAAAUCUCUUGGAAGUGGUUGUUAAAACUGUUAAUGAAUGUUUGAACGAAGCACCAAGAUUUGGUCUAAAGUGUCCUGCUCAAGCUCUUGGGUCGACCCAAAUCCUCGAGGCAAUUAGCAGGUGCAAUUCAGCUGGUGGUCCCUUUGGUAAGCAUUGGGUCCUUGACCCUGUUGAUGGAACAGUAGGAUUCUUGCGUGGUAGCCAGUAUGCAGUUGCUCUUGCAUUAAUCAAUAAUUCAAAAGUUGUUAUUGGAGUUCUUGGCUGCCCAAAUUACCCAAUAAAGAACGAUUGGCUUGUUAAAAACCAGCCACCUUGUCAAGCCACACCAGAAUUGUCUUUGACUAAUCCUGGCAUGUGGGAGGAAGGGUGUAUCUUGUACACAAGAAGAGGCAGUGGUGAAGCUUGGAUGCAGCCACUUCUUCAUGGUAAUAAAAAGCUCAUUUGGCCUAAUUCAGCAAAGUUGGUGCGAGUAUCUUCUAUUGAGGAUCCAGAGCUGGCAACUUUCUGUGAGCCUGUAGAGCAAGCUAACACAAAUCAUGCCUUCACAGCUGGACUUGCUCAUAAUGUGGGGCUUAGAAAGAAGCCUCUUCGAGUUCACAGCAUGGUGAAAUAUGCAGCUAUAGCUCGGGGAGAUGCUGAGAUUUUUAUGAAGUUCGCAAGGGCUGGGUACAAGGAGAAGAUUUGGGAUCAUGCUGCUGGUGUACUCCUUGUACAAGAGGCUGGUGGUGUGGUAACUGAUGCAGGAGGGCGAGCACUGGACUUUUCAAAGGGAAUAUACCUAGAGGGUCUUGACAGGGGUAUCAUAGCUUGCUGUGGAGCAAAGCUUCAUGAAAAGAUAAUUGGCUCUGUUUAUGCGAGUUGGGACUCAUCUAAUCUGUGAACCGUGUUGCAUGUGAUCUGCAUUUCAUCUAGGUUAACUUUGGACUGGUUAAAUAGGUCUACCAAGUCAAAUGUGUAUCUAGGAACACCCAUCGACAGGAAGGCUUCACCUGGUUUGUCAUCUCUUCUGAAAGUUCUUGAAAGGUUCUUUUCAGUGUUUCAUUAGGAAUUUAGCCUUUCUUAUGAACUAGUCUAUCUGUCCAGGGAUACCUAGUGAACAUGUUUGAUUUAGAAAUAGGUCUAUCUAUUACUUGAGGAGGCAAUGAUGGAGUUACCGAAAGAAUAGAUAUCAACCUGGUUGCAUGCAUUUGUUCUCUUAUUCUUACGAUUUAUUAAGUUCCUACACGAGUAAAAGUCCAUACAUUUUGGUCCCACUUUGUUUCUUUAGUAACUUAACUGAUCCAGCAUUUUAAUGUUGAACAUCCACAUCUUUUGCAGGUGGGAAAUGUUUAUCUUUACAUACUAGCUGAUACAAGAGCCUGCAGUUUUACGAGGAGAAAUUAUAUGUACCAUUACAUUUCACUAACUCUGCGACACAAUUAGAAUGUAGAGGGUACAUGCCAGCUUUGGCAGUAGAACUGUGUUUUGCUAUUUUUAGUUUCCAGUACCCAGCUUCAUUCAAAAUAACCCUUGUCAGUCAUCAUAGGCUAUUAUUCUUAAUAAAAAGGUGAAAGUAGUAUUGUAAACAGUUGACUUCAUUGGCUUUAUUACAAUGGCCAAGUUGUGUUCUUUUUCUAAUAGAUUACGACUCUUCUUUUU
Messenger RNA from Oldenlandia corymbosa var. corymbosa, 2105 nucleotides. The record is from the annotation of a GenBank genome assembly. NCBI's taxonomy places the organism in Eukaryota, Viridiplantae, Streptophyta, Magnoliopsida, Gentianales, Rubiaceae.